Molecule: messenger RNA, 680 nt
Organism: Prorocentrum cordatum
Lineage: Eukaryota; Dinophyceae; Prorocentrales; Prorocentraceae
Source: the annotation of a GenBank genome assembly
CAGCUGGACGCCGAUACGCGGCUCCAAGGAGGAGGAGCAGGAGGAGGAAGAGGAGAUGGAGGAGGAGGAGCCAGCGGCUCCCAACCAAGCUAAUGGAUCAAGGAUCCAAUGGCGCAGCGUAGCAAGCAAGCAAGCAAAAUCCAACAAUCAUUUUAAGACUGUUCGCUCUUACCUGCCCGCGUGCCGUUCAACACGGUGCGUGCAGCAGGAGGGACACUUGAAUCUCCCGGCUCCCGAGAGAAGGCCGCGCCCCGCUCGCCGCUCGCCAGGCCCCUCCUCGUGCGUGCCGCCGACGGACGUCGUGGCAUGCGCGCGCCGAGGCAGCGCUCCUCUUCGGCAGGUGGCGGCUUAGCUGCCCCGAUACGCGUAUUGAUACGGAGCUCAACACGUAGACUGAAUGCAUAGGUCUGACGCGAUGCGCUCGCCCUGUACGUGGGCCAAUACGUUGCGCCAACACGCAACGUAUUGACACGGACGUCUUGAACACGGCACGUGCCGCGUACCAAAGCGGGCGCAUCGAGGCAGCUAAGGGUGGCGGGCGGCCCCCGCGCCCGCGCACGCGCUCACUCGAAGCCGUGCACGUCGCUGGGCGGCAGGGCGCCCCUCUCGCGCGCCUCCCGGAUGAAGCCCACGACUCGGCCCGCUCGCGCUCCUUGCGGGCGUAGUGCUGCCAGGUCCUG